Eupeodes corollae is the source of this 935-nucleotide messenger RNA. RefSeq lists its product as uncharacterized. Lineage: Eukaryota; Metazoa; Arthropoda; Insecta; Diptera; Syrphidae. Bases 320 to 898 code for a protein of 192 amino acids. The record is from RefSeq and is a predicted model, not a curated record. The transcript is spliced from 3 exons.
CUUAAUACAUCUCAAAAACCUUAGAAGUUGGAUUUCGAUUAAGGGCACUAAAACGCAUUGAAAAAGUGCAAAAUUUUAUUUUCCAUAAGAAACCUUUUCGAUCAGUGCAAUAAGAGGAAAUUGAAGCUUUUUUCAAAUGAAUAAUUCACAGAUUUUCUUAUGAACUAUAGUUUCUAGUUUUUAAAAAAAUGUUUGUUUGCUAUUAUAAUGUUGUCAAAAUUUAACUGAAAUAUCAACUUUCAAUAAAAAUAAAUUGUAACUAGAAAAAAACUGCAUACAUACUCGUAUAUAAUCGUACGCCAACCCAAAUUGUGUUCAAAUGUUAUGCGACAGAAUUCCUUGUCGGGCUCCUGAAAAUCUUAACGCUUGGAAUGAUUUCGUUCGAAAUUCUCUGGUAUUGGACAAAUGUAACUCACAAUGGUUCCUUCUGGGUUGUUCAACCAAAUUAUUUGUUUGCCUUUCAACAGUUUUCCUUCUGGUUUUAGAAUUUAUUGAAGUUUUGUCUCUCUGUCACUUACCCCCAACAACAACUACUGGCACAAAUCAAAACAGUAAUCAAUAUUUAAAAAGUGACGAAUGCAAUUUCUGUGGAAUCAAAUUGAAUUUCCAUGACAUUAGUUUGGUAACAAAAUCAAUUUCAAUAUUAUCUAAUUUCGAAUUAUUGUGGGUAAUUGUUAUGGAAAAUCGAGAUGCUCUCAUAGGAUCAAUUGAAUUAAAUGUCUUUUUGUUAAUAACAAGGAUGUUUGUUUCAUUUCUCGGAUAUCUGUUCGGCAUAGUGAAAGGAAGCUAUAGCGAUAUGAUUCAAGAAGGUCUAAUAUAUGUUUUACGCAUAAUUCAUUUUCUGCAACUAUGUUGUUUAACAGAAAGUUUUUAUAGAAGAUGUUUGUACUUUUUUUGAUAUUUUUAAAAUGAAAUAAAACUUAAAAGAUCUUUCA